UGACGCGUCACGCGGGCGCAGUGACGCGUCACGCAGGCGGGUAGUCUGUGGUCCUUGCAGCCUCUCUCAGCCUCUCUCAGACUCAGAGGAUCCUCAGCAUGGCGUCAGAUGAACUCGCGCGGAAGCUGCAGUCCCGGCUGGUCGUCACGCAGGAGGCUGCGGAGCCGAGUCCGGAACCGAGUCCGGAGCCGAGUCCGGAACCCACACAGAGCCCGCAACGAGCAAGACCUCAGGAUCCCGAUGCCGCCUGCGGGGAGUCCGCCUCCGAGCUGUCCCUGAAACUGACCCGCAGACUGGACAUCAACCAGGGCCACGCAGCUCCACGACCCACUCGCGUGUUCAACCCGCACACCGAGUUCAAGGAGUUCUCCCGCAAACAGAUCAAAGACAUGGAGGCGAUGUUCAGGCGGUACGACACCGGUAAAGACGGCUUCAUCGACCUGAUGGAGCUGAAGCUGAUGAUGGAGAAGCUGGGAGCUCCUCAGACUCACCUGGGCCUCAAGAACAUGAUCAAAGAGGUGGACGAGGACUUUGACGGGAAGCUCAGCUUCAGAGAGUUCUUGCUGAUCUUCAGGCGAGCAGCAGCCGGGGAGCUGCAGGAGGAGAGCGGGCUGAUGGCUCUGGCUCGUCUGUCUGAGAUCAACGUCUCUGCUGAGGGAGUGAUGGGAGCCAAGGACUUCUUUGAAGCAAAGAUGAAGGUUGCGUCUCAGGGCAGUAAGUUCGAGGCAGAGAUCCGAGAGGAGAAAGAGGAGCGCCUGCGACAGGAGGUGGAGAAGAAACAGAGACAGGCUGCGUUCAAGCAGCUGCAGUCCACGUUCUGCUCGUGACCCGCUCGCAGCCCGAGUCCGGCCCUGACCCGCUGAGUCAGAGUUAGAGGUUAAAACUAGCUUCACUUUAUGUAACACGCUCCCACCAUCCAGCACUUUAUGACUAAAAUAGAGAUUAUAAACGUUAACUCAUGAAUACAGCACACACACACACGGUCCCUUCAUUCCAGAUGUUCAGCUGCACACACACUAAGGUCAGACCUCUACAUGUGCCGGGUGUGACGUGCACAUUGGACGUAUCAUCGUGUGUUUCUUUCUUUGUGUGUUUCUGUAAAGAACUGGAAGUUUCACCUGGAGGGAAACGUUUGAACUUCCUGUUGGUCUCCUGGUUUCAGUGAUCCGUAAUCCUCUCUGUGAUCGAUGUCGUGUUAGCAAACAGCUGUUUCAUGGUGUGCAGUAUUAAGACCACACAGCCUGACCCCGCUCUGUGACGGUCUGCAGGUCUAAACUGACCAUCAGAGCCGCUAAAGGUUCAUUCUGUGGAUUGAUUCUUAGACUGGAUCCUCCGCUCCACGCUGAGAUCCAGGAUCAGGACUUUUAAGGAAAAGGUCAACGCUUAGAGUAACAGUGACUCGCUUUCUCUCUGAGGCUGAGAUAAAGGACUAAUCUUCUUGUGUGCGUGCGUGCGUGCGUGCGUGCGUGCGUGCGUGCGUGCGUGCGUGCGUGCGUGCGUGCGUGCGUGCGUGCGUGCGUGCGUGCGUGCGUGCGUACGUGCGUACAUACGUGCGUGCGUGCAUCAGAAACAAAGACUGACUGUUUCGUGGCCUUAAGAAGUCUAAAUUUUCAGAGUCAAGACGUUGCACUUGAACGCACUACAGAGACCCCAGCUCAGAGACUGAGCUGUGAUUCAGCUCCACACCAACAGGGGGCAGCAGUCUUAUUGGAUCUUUAAAAAAGGGAAACCAGAGGAGUGAGUUUAUGAACCCGGUCUGCAGAUGGCUCUGCGUUCAGUUUCUCCUGCGCUAGCUUGAUAACACUCUCUGACGUUAGCAUGCAAACAGACACGAUGUUUACCUGAUGACCUUUAUUAACCUCUCAGAGAGAAAGCGUGUCGACUGAGGCGUUCAAACGCAGAGAGAGAUUAAACCUUUAAAGUUGAAAGCAUGCAGGCGUGAAGCCGUCUCUGUUCUUCGAUGGCGUUCUUCGUUAGCGUUCUCCUGAGUGUUUCAUGUUCAGCAUGCAGCAUCAGUGAUUACCUGUGACAGAUUUAACAGGCUGCUCACCUUUAACACGGGACUUCCACCAGAUCCGUGUAUGGUCUGUCUCCGAACGCCUGUGGUCCGGCUCCGUGCUCUCUCGUCCGUCAACACUCACUGGUUGCGUUUUCGGAACGCAGCACGGAGCUCCUCCCCUCCUCAUCCAUGUUGUCUUAUCAGCCUCUGAAAACCUCUGACCUGUUGUUUCCUGGCUCCGGUCGAAAUCACGUUUUUUCUUGUAAUGGUUAAGUUAAAACCGAUCUGGUGAUGACACAGAGUCUUUUAUUCUGAAAAUUAAACCAUUUUUUAUUUUGACUUGGUGCCUGACUUCCUGUCCCGCUCCAUCUGCUCUGUUGAGAUUGAUGCGUCGUGCUCCGGCAUCCGGCAAAAAUAGAAGUCUUGUGUAUCUGAUCCGGAGGACUCCAACCUGCUGGAUCAGAGACGAAGCCGGAACGCAACGGAGCGGAUCCAGUGGGGGUUAACACAUUGACUAGGAUAGAAACCUAUCAGAUCCAGUGACGUGACGGAUCGGAGUCGGACCGGAGACAGACCUGGUGGAAUUUGGCCUUAAGAGUCCACACCUGCAUAAAGAUCAGGAUCUUAAACCUGAACGCUCCUGAUUCUUCAGAUUAUCAGUGAGGGAGGACUCAACAUCGAAGCAUGGCAACGACCCCAGAGACAGAACAACUCUGAUCACACACACAGACGAGUGUGUGAUCACUGACACAAACACACACACACACACACAGUGAUCACACACUCCUCUGUCUGUGUGUGUCAGUGAUCACACACUCGUCUGCCUGUGUAAAUGGUAAAUGGUAAAUGGACUUGUACUUAUAUAGCACUUUUCUAGUCUUUCUGACCACUCAAAGCGCUUUUACAUACUACUCGUCACAUUCACCCAUUCAUACCCAUUCACUCACUGAUGGUAGAGGCUGCUUAAAUAAGUGAGGGACCAUCAGUGCUAGCUAAUCUCAUUCGUUCACACACCUCUGAACAACAGAGGGAGCAAUUCGGGGUUCAGUGUCUUGCUCAAGGACACUUCGGCAUGUGACUGCCGGAGCUGGGAUCGAACCGCCAAGUGAUCAGUGAUCACACACUCGUCUGUGUAACACGUUUAAAGUCUCUCUGCUUUGUUCCCAUCAGUCUGUUUUGAUCCUGGAUCUUCGCUCCUCUUCAGACAGCAGACGCUUUAUUUUGAAGGGUUCGUCACUGUGACAGGAACACGUGACCCUGGUGUUCAGAGUAUGAUGUGUAGCGAUCUAAUCCUCCUUUAGAGCCUUUAGUUUAGCAUGGAGUCCUGGUCUCUCCGGGUCCGGACAGGCUGAGUCCGGCCCGGGGGAGAGGACUCUCCUCAGUGGUGCUUCUUUUGUUUUCUUUACUUUGUGCAAUGUUAUUAAACGAUAGCGGGACGGUGCCACAGAGCAAACAGAUCCACCUGAGAAGUAAAAGAUGACAUGUUGAUGUCCUAAACCUGUUCCAGACCUCCACCUGAAGGCUGCCGGGUCAGAGUCUGUCAGCAGACCUGAACCUGCUCCAGACCUCCACCUGAAGGCUGUCGGGUCAGGGUCUGUCAGCAGACCUGAGCAGUGUGAGCUUACAGAACAUUAAAGAAGUUGAACACACAGCAUGUCGGAAUAAUAAAGUUUUUAAAAAGAAAGCUCACCUGUGCACAGGUGUGACCUCUGACCCUGGAUCAGCUGUCGUUGUAAAGUGCAGUUCAUUGUUCUCUGUGUUUGUAGCAUGUUCCAGAUGUCAUAUAACGAUCUACUGUACGUAUGAAACUUAACUCCUUUGGUAUUUGUUGUGGAAAUGAACAAUGUAUUUUUUCAUAAAUGAAAUAGUAUAUAUUGUUAUUGUUUUAGCAGAGACUUAUAAGUUGCCAAAUAUAUGAAGAAGUCUUUGGAGUAUAUUUUUGGGCACUUGUAAAGAUAUCGUGUUGUUAUAAACCCCGUCAGGAUGGACACGUUUGACUUGAUGCAAUAAAGAAGAAAUUAUGUUGAACAAUA
Notolabrus celidotus (New Zealand spotty) is the source of this 4032-nucleotide messenger RNA. It is a transcript of the gene efhd1, whose product is annotated as EF-hand domain family, member D1. The record is from RefSeq and is a predicted model, not a curated record. The transcript is spliced from 4 exons. Gene Ontology annotation, molecular function: calcium ion binding. Bases 99 to 827 code for a protein of 242 amino acids. Lineage: Eukaryota; Metazoa; Chordata; Actinopteri; Labriformes; Labridae.